AUGGCACUCGUGCCUGGACCAAGAAAGACGGCCACGGUGUUCGUCGGGAACAUUCCUUACGAUGCCACAGAAGAUGAUGUCCGCGCACAUUUAUCCCAAGCUGGCAAAGUGGAUUCCUUCCGCAUGGUCUUCGACAAGGAAACUAUGCAGCCGAAAGGCUACGGCUUCUGUGAUUUUGCCGAUCCUGAAACAGCUGUGGCUGCAAUCAAGAUCCUUAGCGAGAGAGAGUGCCACGGUUACUACGAUUGGACCUUGCUGACAAUGAAUUGGCGCGUGGCAUGCCAGCACGAGGAGCUGCCAAGGCUGGCGAGCCUGGUAAAACUUCAACUGUUUUUGUGCGGGGCUCGGAUUCAUGCCAUGUGUUCCACGGAGCAAGAUGCACUGAGAUGCCGUUAG
This is a messenger RNA of Symbiodinium natans, 396 nucleotides long. NCBI's taxonomy places the organism in Eukaryota, Dinophyceae, Suessiales, Symbiodiniaceae. The record is from the annotation of a GenBank genome assembly.